GGUUGAAAAGAUGGAGUAUAGCUUUAUAAACAAAGUUCCAUUAGUUUUAUAUAUUCUGGUUGUCUUUAGUGGACAUGUGAUUUCGUUUAAAGAUAAUGCUAUUGAUGAAGGCAAACUGGAAGACGAUUUUUCGUUAAUGGACUUUCGCGAUGAAAUAUCUAAGAGAGCACCAAGCAGUGCUGUGGGAAUCUAUAAGAGCCUGAAACACUCCUUCAUAAGUCUUGCAAAACCAAACGCUAAAAUAAGCGUUUCUAGAAGAAGAAGAUCACGUUCUUGGUUCUGGAGUUCUAGACGACGACGUUUUAGUCGUGGGUCAAGAAGAACAGCUUCAUCAAAUUUCAACCCUCGCAAGGAUAUGGUCUUUGUUAUGGAUAGAUCGGGAAGUGUUGGUCAACACCAUUUUAAAUUACAGAAAACGUUUAUCAAACAACUUAUCGAGUACUUUGAUAUUUCUCGAUCUAAAACUUUGGUCGCCAUCCUCACAUUUGCAAGUAACGUUAAACUGGAGUUCGAUUUUAACAAAUAUCCUAACAAGGAAUGUUUAAGAAAUGGGAUUGAAAACAUUCGAUACACUGGAGGCCUCACUGCAACCGGACCUGCACUUCAUUACGUUCUAGACAAUUUGAUAAUGAGUCAUUCUACUGGUGCCAGAAGUAACGCCAUAGAUGGCUAUUCAAACACAGGAAGCCCGCGAAAUCCAUCAAUUCCUGCUGGUAAAUUAAAAGCACGUGGUGUUCAAGUGCACAUUAUGGGCGUCACGACAAGCAUCUCUAAAACUGAACUCAAUUCCAUUGCGUCAAAACCAAACUUCGUUUAUCACGCCACAAAUGGAUAUUCUACUUUGAGUACAGUAAUUAGGAAAUUAAAGAAAGGUCUGUCCACCAAAUGUAAAUAUGGAAAAGAUAAUUGUCGAAUUCGAAAGGAGUUUAACGACCUGACAAACGUUGAGCGGAUUCGCUACAUAACAACAAUUAAAACAGCAUCGACCAACUCUAAAUACAAAAGAAAGUACGAGCGCCUUCUAACUAUUCACAGAACCAUCUUCUCUGGGAAAAAUAUUCACCGGAAGCAAUUCUUUCUUCCUUGGCAUCGUUAG
Messenger RNA from Xenia sp. Carnegie-2017, 1096 nucleotides. RefSeq names its product sushi, von Willebrand factor type A, EGF and pentraxin domain-containing protein 1-like. The record is from RefSeq and is a predicted model, not a curated record. The transcript is spliced from 5 exons. Bases 11 to 1096 code for a protein of 361 amino acids. NCBI's taxonomy places the organism in Eukaryota, Metazoa, Cnidaria, Anthozoa, Malacalcyonacea, Xeniidae.